GUGUGUGUGCAUGUGUGUGCACUCUUCUUCUUCUUCUUGUUCAUGUUCAUGUUCUUGGUGAAUAAGGAGUUUCCUGCAGAUUCUCCAAAGUGGUCGACGUAGUUAUGAACCCGUCGCCUGGAGCUUGGUCUCUAUCUGGACCUCACCUGACGUCCUCCCCGGCAGGAGAAACACAAACUCCUCACCCCACGACUGUGACAAAUGACUUUGCAAACAUCAGCUCAGGUGAUGGAGAUUUGGCAGCCUUGAUUGGAGGGAUCGUUGGUUGUCUGCUGCUGGUGCUGACCUGUGUCAUCGUGGUGCUUCUGUGGUGUCUGUCCAGACAUAAAGGCUCGUACAUCACCAACGAGAUGGACGAAGACAACGAGAUGGUCCAUGACGGAGAAGACGACGAUGAAGAUGACGAGUCUCUGCAGCUGAAGCAGCCUCUGCAGAGCAAAGAGGACGAACGAUGAGGAGGAGGAGGAUGAGGAUGAGGAUGCAAGAGGUUACAUUUGCAACCAGGGGCACAGAAACAACAACAAAGAUUUUUAAUCAAAGUUGUUUUAAGGAUUGUUAUUUUCCAAAAGUGACCCAUUUUCUACAAGCUGCACUGCACACGUUUGCACUUUGGCACCACCAGAUGGCAGCAUCAUGAAACUGCUCAGACAAUCUCCACUGUCAAACAGUGCAUGAUGAAACUAACUGGAUUAGAGUGUUCGAUUUGUGUACAACGCUUUUUAAAAUCGUAAAUUAUCCAUUAUUUAAUUAUCAAGGAGGAGUAUUAGGGCCAAAUGUAAAAAAAGUCAUA
Molecule: messenger RNA, 790 nt
Organism: Solea senegalensis (Senegalese sole)
Lineage: Eukaryota; Metazoa; Chordata; Actinopteri; Pleuronectiformes; Soleidae
Product: small cell adhesion glycoprotein homolog
Exons: 4
Coding region: 105-455 (116 amino acids)
Source: RefSeq, a predicted model, not a curated record